Messenger RNA from Prunus armeniaca (apricot), 897 nucleotides. The record is from the annotation of a GenBank genome assembly. Lineage: Eukaryota; Viridiplantae; Streptophyta; Magnoliopsida; Rosales; Rosaceae.
AUGGAUAGCAAAGUGGAUGAGGUUUCUGUUGAGCUUUCAGCUCCUCCUGCUUGGAAGAAGAAGUUUUUCCCCAAGAAGGGAGGUACACCAAGGAAAAAUGAGAUCGUAUUCAUUUCUCCAACGGGGGAGGAGAUUAAUAAUAGAAAACAAUUGGAGCAGUACUUAAAAUCACACCCUGGUAACCCUGCAAUAUCAGAGUUUGAUUGGAGCACUGGUGAAACCCCUAGGAGAUCAGCAAGGAUCAGUGAAAAGGUCAAGGUGGCUCCAGCACCAGAGAGUGAGCCUCCCAAAAAAAGAGGGCGAAAAUCAUCAGGUUCAAAGGACAACAAAGUGGAAGCUGCUGGAAGAGAAGUUGAUGGUACGAAUGAAAUUCAAAUGAAAGAUGCAGAGGUAGCUGAGAAGAAAGAUGCAGAAGUAGCUGAGAAGAGAGAUGCAGAAGCUGAGAAAGAGAAAGAUGCGGAAGCAGAGAAAGAAAAAGAUGCAGACGUUGAGAAUGAUGAUAAGAAAACUCAAGGCAAGGAGAAAAAUGCAGAGAAAAAUUUUGUAACAGAGGAUAAAGCUGCUACUGAGAUAACUGAAAACAACAAAGAAGAGGUGCCACAAGCAGGGGAAGAACAAGCAAAUGGAACUAGCGGCAAAAAACAGGAUGACACAGCUGCUGUGACUGUGGAAGAAAAUGGGGCUGCGGAGAAAGAGAAUGUGGAUGCAGCAGCACCUCAUACGGAGGGAGAGAUCAAGGGGAAUAAUGAUGCAGCAGAGAACGGUGGAAAAUGCAAUGCUGAAGCUGACGAGAAAAUCAAGACCAAGGAUGGGGAGGUUGUUGAAAAUGGCAAGGCUGAGCAAGUGGUGCAAGCUGAUGCCCCACAAAAUCUAGAGACCCCUCCAUUGAGCAGCUGA